This is a messenger RNA of Pichia membranifaciens NRRL Y-2026, 1403 nucleotides long. RefSeq lists its product as hypothetical. Gene Ontology annotation, molecular function: protein kinase binding. The transcript has a single exon. NCBI's taxonomy places the organism in Eukaryota, Fungi, Ascomycota, Pichiomycetes, Pichiales, Pichiaceae. The record is from RefSeq and is a predicted model, not a curated record. Bases 254 to 1327 code for a protein of 357 amino acids. Gene Ontology annotation, biological process: signal transduction. Gene Ontology annotation, cellular component: cytoplasm; nucleus; nucleotide-activated protein kinase complex.
CCUGUUUCGUGUUUCGUGUCGGCUCUGCAGGCCGUGUAGAUAAAAGACGAGAACGAGGAUCAGGAUGGGCAGCCGGGACGAGGAGGCGAGCAGUCUGGGGAGGGACACAGCCAGGCGAAAAGGACGGUUUUCUUUCUUGAAAGAAGACAGGUGUCGAGGUCGGGACUGGUAAGGGCAACCUGGAAGCGUAUAGAACCUGUAAAGAGCCAGAGAGAAACAGAAAAUACUGCUGGAGGACACGAGAGCACAGAGCAUGGCAGACGAAUACACAGACAAACAGCGAGAUGUGUCCAUGAUGGAUGUGACGGACCAGACGGAACAGUUUAUUGAGCACUCGGAGCAGCACUCCGACAUGGAACAGGGUCAUGACGAACAGACACCAGGAAUCAACGGUCCUAACAGUGGUCUCACUGGCGGAAGGGGGCUCCCGGACACGGGGUUGCGAAGAAAGUCUUCGAUUAUUUUGUCGGAAGACAUGGGGACGAACAAGUUGCUGCCCGGAAGCAAGAGUGAGGACGUGGUGAUGGACGAACAGUCAGAUAUUGGGCAGAAUCCGACGACACUUGCACAGCAGCCGCAGCCCGUGCUGGUUCCGACGGUGUUCAAGUGGACGGAGGGCGGCGAGAGAGUGUUUGUGAUGGGUACGUUCACUGGGUGGCGGAAGAUGAUUGCGUUGAACGGGCCCGACCCGAAGGACGGGUCAUUUCACGUGCAGAUUGCCUUGCCACCGGGGACGCACCGGUUCAAGUUUGUGGUGGACAACGAAGUUAAGUGCUCGGGUUUCAUCCCAACGGCGACGGACCACUCAGGCCACCUCGUGAACUACCUCGAAAUCUUUCCCACCGAGCACGACCUGACCCGGGACCCGAACAGCAAGUCUCGGGCAUCCCUCCGGGCACUGGACUCGAAGCUCGGCCUCACGAAAGACGACGACGACAUGGGUGACGGCUAUUCUCGUUACUACGACGACCAGGAGGCAAACGCCAACGCUCCGGCGGAGUACAUAACGUCUAUUCCAUCGAUAUUCACCGACCCGAAGGUCAUGGAGGAGUACUAUGUCACCUUGGACAACAACGAGAAGAAGGGAAGCUACACGCAGCAGUGGUUGAUUCCGCCUCAGCUCCCGCCCCACCUUGAGAACGUCAUCCUCAACAGCUACAACAGCAACGACAAGGCCAACACCAGUGGUGCUCUUAACAUUCCAAACCACGUUGUCCUCAACCAUCUUGCAACUACCUCCAUUAAGCACAAUACUUUGGCUGUCGCCAGCGUCGUCCGCUACAAGCGCAAGUACGUAACCCAGAUCUUGUAUGCUCCACUCCAGUGACAGGGCCUGGGUCCUAUAUCUAUAUAGUCCUCUUUCGUUCUUUCUUUUCUGUAUCAACCAAUCCAAGACUCUGAUG